This is a messenger RNA of Humulus lupulus (European hop), 1008 nucleotides long. RefSeq lists its product as uncharacterized. The coding region runs from base 1 to 1008 and encodes 335 amino acids. Lineage: Eukaryota; Viridiplantae; Streptophyta; Magnoliopsida; Rosales; Cannabaceae. The transcript has 5 exons. The record is from RefSeq and is a predicted model, not a curated record.
AUGGUUCAUCUUUAUGAGCUGCUGAAAUCCAAUCCGCAAUCAUCUGGUAUUUCUGUUUCAUCUGUGGCACAAAUAGGUAAUACAAAGGUUAGGAUAGCCAAUGGAACUCUCGCACCUAUUGCGGGAAAAGGCCUUGUUAAAAUAUCUGAGGGAAUAGAUCUUAAAUCUGUUCUCCAUGUUCCACAACUUCAUUCUCAAGCUCAACCUACUAAAUGUGAAUCUGAAAUUGGUUUGUCAGAAAAAGAAAUACUACGAUUUAUUAAAAAUCGUGAAAAUCUUGAGCCUUUGGUUUAUUCUAGGAGAAAUGUACCUGAAAGAAAUAAAGACCAGGUAAUCAUCCCAGCACAUGGUCAAACGGAAGCCCUAAGCGACGACCUUCCAAAUAUUUCAGGAGUAAUUCCAGAAAAUACCAAUUUAGAUCUUCCUAUUGCCUUAAGAAAAGUAACCCGUACUUGCACUAAGUAUCCUAUUGCUAAAUGUAUUUCUUACAAUCAUUUGUCAAAACACCAUAGAGCAUUUAUUGCGAAUAUUUCAGAACUUGUUGUGCCUAGAAAUAUACUGGAAGCAUUGGAUGAUCCCAAUUGGAAUUUGGCAGUUAUGGAGGAAAUGAAUGCCUUGAUUAAAAAUGGUACUUGGGAGAUUGUAAGAGUACCGAAGGGGACAAAGAUUGUUGGGUGCAAAUGGUUUUUUAAAAUAAAAACCAAAGCUGAUGGGAGUGUUGAAAGGUAUAAGGCUAGGCUUGUCGCAAAAGGGUUUACUCAAACCUAUGGAAUUGAUUAUCAAGAAACUUUUGCUCCGGUUGCAAAAAUAAAUUCCAUUCAGGUUUUACUUUCUCUUGCUGUUAAUUCUAGUUGGCCUUUAUACCAAUUAGAUGUUAAAAAUGUUUUUCUUAAUGGGGAUCUAGGAGAAGUGUUUAUGAGUCCUCCACUUGGUUUUGAAAAGGGUGUUGUGAUGAGAAAUAGGAAAAGGAAAUGUGAAGUUUGGGAAAUGACUGGAAAAUUAGCUUAA